AUGCCUCUGACUGUUUCAGGUUACCUGAUGAGAGUGCCCAGCACCGACGUCCGACUGCAGAUUUGUGCCUCCGUUGCGUCCUUCUUCGGGGUCCAGAAAUCCAAGGCAAAUGCGGAAGGGUUCUGCCCCAUCAGUGCUGGGUUCAGGGCUCAGAUGGUGGAGCAGAGCGGGGUGGCGGAGAUUCUGGUGCUGUCCAUGGCCCUGCUGGAGAACCAGCUGGGGGUCCGGCUGCAAGUCCUCAGGACCCUCCAGACCCUCUCCAGCUCCUCCGAGGUGAGCUGCAGUAAAAUGCUGAAGGCCCAGGCCGCCAGCAGGAUCUGCUGCCACAUGAACGAGCCCGGCCCCGGGGGACAGGUGCUCUUCCGCUCCGCCGAGAUCCUCUGGAACCUGCUGGAGAAAGACGGGAAAGAGGAGGCCACCGCUCAGCUCAGCAACAUGGACUGCGUCCUGUCGUUGAAGGACGCUCUGCUGCACCAGAUUCUGAAUGGGUUUCAGCAGUUUGACCAGCAGCUUCGGAACGACUUGCUCGUGAUAAUAACCCUGAUUGCGGACAAUCCGAGCGCCCCAUUGAUUGAGAGCGGUUUGGCAAAGCAGCUCAUCCUAUUUGCUACAUUCCCUGAAAUAAAGAGCCACAACCCACUUGUUCGCAAUCUCAAGCUGUCCUUUAACUAUGAAGACUUUGAGAUGAAGAGGUUGCUGUUGAAUGUCAUCGUUGUCAUGUCAAAGGACAUAUCCUCUUUGCAGCUGUUCAAAGAGGGUCAGGUUCUGCUGGCCCUGCUGCUCCACUUGAAGCCUAGCGAGAGAUCAGGCCUGCCCAGCUGGAGCCCUGUCCAGCAGGGGGAGCUGCAGCUGCAUGCCCUGGCCACCCUGCUCUCUGUCGCCCCCUUGCUGCCGGAGGACUACAUGACCUGCCAGGGGAACACUCUGCUCCUGCUGCUCCUGGACUGGUGCACAAAGCAAGUCCAGACGGAUGACGGUUGCCAUGGAAACGGAGUGACAGGCGACGGAAAGGCGCAGAUGCUCGGCUGCGUGAGAGUUUUGCGAGCCAUGGCGUCUCUGGGAAGUGAAACCAUCAACCAGGACCUCUGUGACCAAGGGGCCAUCGGCCAGCUUCUGGAUACUGUAAUGCAGUUGGAAUUAAGCGAGGAAGACGAGGAUGCGAUCACCGUGGAGAUCAUGACCGACGUUCAGCAAACUCUGGCGGUGCUUUGCGAGAACGAUCUUCACAGGAAGGAGCUGUUUGGUUCAAGUGGAGUGGAUAUGCUGGCCCAUUUCCUGAAGACCAGCUCUGGAAAGUUCUACAGUGGCCUGGGACACAACAAGCUCAUCCUCUCCACUGUGGACUGUGUCUGGUCUUGCGUUGUUGGAUGCGACACGACAGAGGACAUAUUCUUGGAAAAGGAGGGGGUUUUUCUUCUGCUCGAUUUGCUUCACUCGGGUCCAGGAAACAUGCAGGGCGUGGUGCUGGGGACCUUGCUGGAGCUGUGUGACAACCCCAAAACCCUGUCCCAUGUCCACACCUGGAGGAGCCCAAAGGGCCUGACCGCAGCUGCCCUCCUGCUGCUCUUAUGGAGGCAGGAGGAGGGGGAACUUUGGGCAGGGCACGACCGGGAUGAGCCCACUGCAGAUUCCACCAGUUGUCACCAGGGUGCAGAUCAGGUGGAACCCUUACCUGCAGAUAGGCCCACUGCAGUGGUGAUGGACGUAUCAGACAGCCUGCAGUCAAAGAUCUUUUCCCUUUUCUCCAAGAUGGGUUUCGAGGACUUGCCUGGAUUAAAAACUGAAGAUUAUGUCACUCUUUCUAUCGUGAGCAGAUAUUUGGAUUUUAAGGUUAUGGAGGUGUGGGGCGAGAUCGCCAGGGAGCUCAGGGCCGAGGGAGUGAGACCUGUCACUCCGGACGGGGAGGCCCUGGAGUCCAUCGCGCAGAUGGCAGAGGAGGCAGCCAGGACGGUGGCCCUGCAGCAGGCCGAACUGAGGGAGAGCCAGAAGCGGCAGGACAUCCACGAGGAGCAGCGCAUGUACAUGGAGAUACGCUCCAACCACAGACAGCAGGAGCUCGUAGCAAAGUCGUGGGAACAUCAUGUGGCAAAGACAUCUGACUACAAGGUGUUAAUGGAAUCCAGAGAACUUCAGGAAAAGUCCAUUCAGUCUUCCAGGUCAAAGGUUAAGCACGAGGACUCACUUUUUCACUCUACCCAGAUACCUGGUUUACACACAACACAUUUCUGCGGCCGUGUGCUGUCCGUGGAGAGCACCCCCGUGCACCUGGUGGGGGGGCCCCUGGCGAACACGGACCUGGCCCUAGAGACGGCCCCCAUACGGGGGGGAGCCCUGCAGGCACACCCAGCCAGACCCCCAGACCUGGAGCUCUUCCAUCGGAGCUCGGUGCAGGCCAAAUGAAGGCCUGCCAGCACUUACGUUCAUUCUUCCCCUUCCUGAAUUUCCGUACAGUUGUACAGUACGCUGAUUUGUUUCUGUCAUUAAGUAUAAAAUAUAAAACUCAUCAGUCGGGCACCCAGGAUUUAUUCAUCAGUUGUAGACCAUUGAAAAUCAUAUUUACAUAUAAGGAAAGUCUGUAUUCCGGUUCUAUUUGAAAGUCUGGUUCUUUUUGCCAAUGAUUGAUUGUACGUAAAUAUUUUAAGUUUACAACGUGUGUCAUAUUUGUACAUUUUUUUGUUCGCUUUGGCAAAAUUAUGAAAUUACAUGCCAAGCUUGUAUGUAUUGUUCUAUACAUAAAAAUAAUGCAGUCUAACUGAAACAAAUAUUAUAAGAAGUUAUAAAUAAAGGAAUUCAAUAUUUA
Molecule: messenger RNA, 2800 nt
Organism: Anguilla rostrata (American eel)
Lineage: Eukaryota; Metazoa; Chordata; Actinopteri; Anguilliformes; Anguillidae
Product: cilia- and flagella-associated protein 69-like
Exons: 18
Coding region: 1-2400 (799 amino acids)
Biological process (GO): olfactory behavior; response to odorant; positive regulation of flagellated sperm motility
Cellular component (GO): non-motile cilium; sperm midpiece
Source: RefSeq, a predicted model, not a curated record